This is a messenger RNA of Pyricularia grisea, 354 nucleotides long. RefSeq lists its product as uncharacterized. Bases 1 to 354 code for a protein of 117 amino acids. The record is from RefSeq and is a predicted model, not a curated record. The transcript has a single exon. Lineage: Eukaryota; Fungi; Ascomycota; Sordariomycetes; Magnaporthales; Pyriculariaceae.
AUGCCAGCCCCAGAAGAGGCCUUCACCAUCACGGGCGGGUGCAACUGCGGCGCCGUCCGGUACCGCGUUCAAGUGCGCAAAGCAGUCUACCCACCGCGCAUGUUAUUCCACGUGCCCAGCGUGCGGCCGACCGAUGAGAAAAAUAUCCUGACGGCGACGGGCAUCUGCCACUGUGACUCGUGGAGGACGGGGACUGGUGGCAUCCCGGCAUCGUGGGGGGGCCACGCCGGUGCUGGACAGCGGGGUUCUGAGCCUCGACGGCGAGAAGACGCGCCCGUCGUUCCUGUAGGCCGGAGGAGCCGGCGAUUGGCAGCGACCCAGCAAAUUGCACGUGGCUGGGCUUCUACCGCUUGA